Molecule: messenger RNA, 4428 nt
Organism: Drosophila innubila
Lineage: Eukaryota; Metazoa; Arthropoda; Insecta; Diptera; Drosophilidae
Product: small G protein signaling modulator 2
Exons: 7
Coding region: 478-4041 (1187 amino acids)
Biological process (GO): activation of GTPase activity
Molecular function (GO): GTPase activator activity
Source: RefSeq, a predicted model, not a curated record
GCCUGUGUGUGUGUGCGUAGUACACAUGCAUACAUACAAUAAACGACAAAAGAACUUAUUGUCGUCAACAAAUACAACGAAUAUUAAUUUUUAUACCAUUUUAUUUUCUGCAUGAAAAAUCAAAAGUACUAAACUAAAGAAAGUUACUAAAGCUAACGAAGUACAACAAUAAUAAUAAAAACCAGCAGCAGCUGUGGACAACGAAAAAGAGCAAACGAAAGAGAGAGAGAGAAUAAGCAAAUAAGCAAGUGUUGUAAGUGAGAGAGCGAUACAAAGAGAGAGCGAGAGAUAAAACUAACAACGACGACGCAUAAACAAAACCGAAACUGAAAAUAUUUGCCCAAAGAAUUACAUUAUACCCCAAAAAAGCAAAGCGCAAAACGAACAAGAAGGCAAGAAGAAGCAGGAGAAGAAAAAGCACACAAGACGGAAGGAGCAAUUGGGAGAUUGGCACGUACCACGACCAACCCAACAAAAAUGAAUAUGCUACACAGUUUCAGCAGCGGUGGCGCUUCCAACGCCGCAGGCGAUGCCACCAAUGCAGAUACCGAGUUGAAGGAACGGCUCAUUGCGAGCGUUAAGAAGGAGGUGAAACAGCUAAUGGAGGAGGCGGUCACCAAGAAGUACGUGCACGAGGAGAGCAGCUCAGUGACCUCGCUUUGUGGCGCCGUCGAGGCAUGUCUCAGUCAUGGACUACGCCGGCGUGCAUUGGGUCUGUUCAAGACAUCGUCCACAACGGCGUUGAUACAGAAGAUCGCCAAGAUCUGUCCCGAGGCAGACUAUGUGAGUCGACGCCUCUUGGAGCUGGAGUUGGCCCAGGAAAGUCAUGCGGUUAGCGGUAAGCGUUCAUCCUCGAGCAGCGACAGCAUCAUCAAGCCCAAGCUCCUCAGCAAGGGCAGCGGCAGCAGCAACUCCGUGACGGCCAUCAAUUCAGUUGUCUCCGCGUCGGGAGCAAAUGGAGCCGCUGCACCGCUUGGCAAGUAUCUGUGGAUACGUCUGGCUCUGUAUGAGAAACGUCUGGCCAAGAUCAUUGAGCAUCUGGUGAACAAUGCUCAGAGCUAUUACGAUCGCGAGGCGCUGGUCGCCGAUCCCGAUUAUGGUUCCAUACUUAGCUCGCUGCUUGUGGGUCCCUGUGCUCUGGAGUUUACGCGCGCCAAGACUGCCGACCACUAUUGGUCCGAUCCCUGUGCCGAUGAGCUGGUGCAGCGUCAUCGCAUCAGCUCUGGCAAUCGGACGCCGCCCACCUGUCAUCGGCCCAUUAUUAACUUCAAGCGGAGCCUGCACACGAGCUCGGAGGACACGAGCAGCGGCAGCUUCAAGGCCUGCUCGCCGGCGAGCGUGGCCAAGGAUUAUGUGGAGUCACUGCAUCAGAAUUCUCGCACCACUCUCCUCUAUGGCAAGAACAAUGUGCUCGUCCUGCCCAAGGAUGUGGCUGAACCGAUGCCGGGUUACCUCAGCCUCCAUCAGAGUGUCCAGUCCCUGACCAUCAAAUGGACGCCAAAUCAACUGAUGAACGGCUACAACGACACUGAUGGCACCGACAAGAGCUUCUAUUGGGGCUAUGCACUCAACAUCAAUGUGGAUGAGAUUGUCUAUGUGCAUUGCCAUCAGAAUCGUGGCGGGGACACGGGUGGCAUUAUUAUCCUUGUCGGUCAGGAUGGCGUUCAACGUCCUCCCAUUCACUUCCCAGAGGGCGGACAUCUGCAGGCAUUCCUCAGCUGCCUGGAGACGGGUCUGUUGCCACACGGACAGCUGGAUCCUCCGCUCUGGUCUCAGCGUGGCAUUGGCAAACUCUUCCCCUGGCCCAAGAGUGUGCGUCGUCACAUCCUGCCCUCGGUCAUGGAGUCAUCCAGCGAUGAGACGCCCAUCGACUAUGUCUUUCGUGUGGUCAGCAAGAGUCAGCACGAGGAGUUCUUGGCCACACAUCCCAUCUUGGAGCUGGGACGUUCGAGUCCGCGUCGCAAGCAUCUGGGCAGCUGCUCGACCACCGGCAGCAGCGAUUGCUCCAGCAAAAGUCUGUCCAUUGAUCAAAGCAGCAAUCCGGAUCCUCCUUUGAUCCAGGCCAGUCAAACUGCCAGCAUUGAGCUGGUCUGCUCCACGAUGCGUCGCCAGAUCAUCUCGAGAGCCUUCUACGGCUGGUUGGCCUACUGUCGCCAUCUCUCCACGGUGCGAACCCAUCUCUCCGGCCUGGUCAACGGUCGCAUCACACCAGAUUUGGCUGCCGAUGAGGAGGGUCUGUCCAGGCAGAAGUGGCAGGACAUGCAUGUGGAUGGCGUUGUUUCCGGCGAACUGGAGCUCUAUCGUCUGGUUUACUUUGGUGGCGUGGAGCACGAGCUGCGCAAGGAGGUCUGGCCAUAUUUGCUGGGGCACUAUGCCUUCGGCUCCACACCGGAGGAGCGUCAAAAGCAGGACGAGACCUGCAAGCACUACUAUGAGACCACAAUGAGCGAGUGGCUCGCAGUGGAGGCGAUUGUGCGACAGCGGGAGAAGGAGAAGACGGCAUUGGCUGUGGCCAAACUGGGCGCGGAGCAGGCAAGACUCGCCGUCAAGACGAAUGCGAGUAACCCAGAGGAGCUGCCAUCCAAUGACAACAGGCAGUUGGAUCAUGUCGAGGCGAAUGAUGACUUGAUUGAAGGAGAGAACGAUGUAUUCGAUGACAACGAUUUCUCGGACAUUUCCGAUCCGGGUGAUGAGUUCGAUGAGCAGCCUUUGGCCGAGGCAGCUGCAGAGGAACAUGAUCCACGGAAUAAGGCAGAGGCAGGGCGAGAACAGGUGGUUCAAUUGAGACCACAACUUAACGAGCAGGUGGUCCUGGAGUUCCAAAACAUCGAUGACAUGGAGCCGCUGCGUUUGCAGGAGAACUGCUUUGCUGACUCGGAAACUGAAGGCGAUCUGGGCUUAGCCCUGGACGGUAGUGGCAAUAUAUUGAUGUUAAGCAUCAAGAGUUCACCUUCCACCAGCAGCUACGAGACGGUGGGCAAUGAGUUUGCCGAUCUUGCAGAGGGUAAGGCUCUAGAUGAAGCAGAACCAGCAGAUGCAGAGGAUGCAGAGGAUGAAAAAGAAGCAGAUGGAGAAGGAGAAGGCGAAACGGAUCUUUUUGGUCAGCUUAGCAAAUUUCACAGCGCUGACGAUGUGCGUCAUGAUGAGGAGCAUCCUGCCACGGCUGUCAUCAUCACAGAGGCAGCAUCCCUAGAUGAUCUCGAUAUACAAUGCAAUGACGACGAGCCCACCGAGGAGUUUACCUCACGCAAGACCAGUCUCAUGUCGCCCCUGAACGAGGACAUCACUGUGGUGGCCUCCUUGGAUGCCCUGCAGGAGCCAAAGUCCGCCUGCGUCUCACCUGCCAGCUCCAAUGGCGGCGUCUACAGCGUUGAGCUGCUGGAACAGUUUGGCCUGAAUCUGCAUCGGAUCGAGAAGGAUGUGCAGCGUUGUGAUCGCAACUAUUGGUACUUUGCCAACGAGAAUCUGGACAAGCUGCGCAAUGUGAUAUCCACGUAUGUGUGGGAGCACCUGGACGUUGGCUACAUGCAGGGCAUGUGCGAUCUGGUUGCUCCGCUCCUGGUUAUCUUCGAUGAUGAGUCGCUCAGCUACAGCUGCUUCUGCAAGCUCAUGGAGCGCAUGAUCGAGAACUUUCCCAGCGGUGGUGCCAUGGACAUGCACUUUGCGAACAUGCGUUCGCUCAUUCAAAUACUCGACUCGGAGAUGUACGAUCUGAUGGACUCGAAUGGGGACUAUACGCACUUCUACUUCUGCUAUCGCUGGUUCCUCUUGGACUUUAAGCGUGAGCUCAUCUAUGACGAUGUCUUUGCCACCUGGGAGGUCAUCUGGGCGGCCAAGCACAUUGCCUCCGGUCAUUUUGUGCUCUUCCUGGCGCUGGCGCUGCUCGAAACCUAUCGCGAUAUCAUCUUGUCCAACAGCAUGGACUUUACCGAUGUCAUCAAGUUCUUUAAUGAAAUGGCCGAGCGUCAUAAUACCCAGUCGAUCCUGCAGCUAUCGCGUAGUCUUGUCCUGCAAUUGCAAACAAUAAUUGAAAACAAAUAAGUUUCAUUAAAAAUCCCAACGCAAAGCUGAUUUUAAAGGCAAUGGAGCUGGAAACGGAACUGGAACUGGAACUAGCAGUGGAUUGAAAAAUGGAACUGAAGCUCAUUUGGUUGCAUCUGCAUCUGUGUGUAUAAUUUGUUUGCAUAUGUGUGUGUAAUUCUCGAAUCUGUGUGAGUGUUUGUGUGUGUGCUUGUGUGUGUGUGUGUGUGUGUGUGUUUAUUUGAGAGUAGUGUGUAGAGCAGUUAUUAACUAGCACUUAGAAGGCUCAACUAACUAAACGGAGUUAGUUCACAUGCAAUAAAUAGCAUCCGUACUUCCUAAUCAGUAUUGGAGAUAUGUUAGAGACAGCACAUAUAUACAUGCAUACUUAAUAUUUACAUAUUUACA